AUGAUUCUGUCCUACGUCGCGCAAAACAUCAGGCGGCUCGCGCUGUCGCCCUUCCUGUCUCCUGGGUCGCGACCGGAGGCUGUCUCCGGCCUUCCAACUGACCGGUUUUUCCCCGCGGGGGCAGACGCCGCCACCUCGCUCUGCUUCGCCUUUGCGCCUCUCGUUGUCCUGCCUCUCCUCUUCUUAGGGACGCAGCGUGUGGCGCGGAAGUCAGUUCUCUUCGUUUUCACUUUUUUCUGUCUCUUUUUCACCGCUCUCGUGGUCGCCCCGCAAGCGAGCCGCGAGCGACUCUUCCUCACCGGAUCGUCCUUCCGCGCCUCGUUUCUUAAAGUCGGUCGCCGCCGCGGGACCGCGAUUUGGUUUGUCGACCUAGCUGGAAUCCCGCCUGCAUCUAAGCAGAGUCGCGCUUGCCUCGGGCAUGCGCUCGGGGUCGAGGCCCCAGAGGCGCCUUCGUCUCCGAAAUGGGCGUCUUUCUUCGGGCGAUCCUUUCGCGUCCCUCCCGCUUUCGCAGGGCUUGCGCCUCUCUGUCCAUCUCCUCUCGCGCGUCUCCGAAGGCCUCCUUGUCAGCUGCCGUCUUUGCCGCUCUUCGUGGCGUUCCCCGUUCUCUCUGCGACCAUCACGCGAGCCUUGCCCCCCUUGGCGCCCGCAGUCUCCGGCGAGACGGAGACUGUAGCGCCCCUCCGGCUCCGCCUCGCGUCAAGCGCUGCGUUUGACACCUGGAGCCUGCUCGGAGUUCGCGGCGCGCGUGGUGAGAGAGGCGCACGAAGUGGAGGAAACGCGCGAGAGACGGCAGGCUUAGGCGCGGCUUUUCGUGCACCCGCCGGCGCGCCUUAUGGAAGCCGACGGGAAGGCUUUUCAGAGCGGAGAGGCAGAGGCCUCGGCGGCCGCGGCGACACGACGCGAGGGCUGCCGAGCGAAGCGGACGAGGCGCAACUCAACAAACUCCCUGCGCCUCUGCGCGACCUCCUGCGGAGUCUGCGGAGACUUCCCCCCAACGACACGCGAGCCAGGAUGGAGCGCCUGCUGUCGCUCGGCAACGGCCUGCAGCAGCUGCCAUUGCAGUUCCGCACCCGAGACACACUCGUCCUCGGAUGCCAGUCUUUGGUUCAUGUGCAUGCAGAGGCGCGGCCAGACGAAGCCGGAGUGUUGCGGAUGCACUACACGGGGUCUGCAGACGCGCUGACCACCAAGGGCCUUCUGCAGCUGCUUGUGCGUGGCCUCUCGGGGUCGACGCCGGAUGAAGUUAUCGCCGUCCCGCUGAACAUUAUGGCGUUCGCAGGUCUGACGCACUUCAUCACCCCGAGCCGGAUGAACGGGUUCACAAAUAUUCUGAAGAAGAUGAAGGAGCAAGCUGCCGCAGCUGUCGAGGCGGCGCCUGUGAAGAGGGAGAACGGGCGCGAGGGGGGGGCGCGGGGCGGAGACCACGAAGAUCUCUAG
Molecule: messenger RNA, 1437 nt
Organism: Besnoitia besnoiti
Lineage: Eukaryota; Apicomplexa; Conoidasida; Eucoccidiorida; Sarcocystidae
Exons: 7
Coding region: 1-1437 (478 amino acids)
Source: RefSeq, a predicted model, not a curated record